AUGAGCGGAAGCACCACCUCAAUAAGCUCCAUGACGAGCUUCGUGCCCGUGCCAGAGCAGCGCGCAGCUUUGGCCACGGCGGAGCUGAGCUACGCCCUGCGCUCCAAGCUCGCCUGCGUGCUCGGACGAGUUUCCCAGAUAUUCAACGGCCAUCACGCAAAUAUCAGCCUGCUCCAGGUCUGGUUCCCCGACGCAGCGGGGAGCCGCGCGUCCAAGGACGCGCUGCAGGCUGAGUACCACGCCGACUGCGAGCUGGUGGUCAUGGCAGACCCCUGCUUCGACGGCUUCAGGACCGCCAGUGCCCAGUGCCACGACUGCGGCCGCCUCUCCAUGCCCGGCCGCGUCUUCCGCAGCGGCCACGUCCAGGUCGUCCAGAACUUGCGCGUGCUGCCCUCGUGCCUGCACCCGCGCAGCCGCCUCGACGGCGCGCUCGCGGACCGCGUGGCCGAGGCGCUGUACCUGCCAGUCUAUGACCGCGAGCGCCCCGAGUCCGGCCCCGCGGCCGUGCUGGAGGCGCUGCUGUGCGCGCGCGACGGGGACUGA
This is a messenger RNA of Monoraphidium neglectum, 543 nucleotides long. RefSeq lists its product as hypothetical. Bases 1 to 543 code for a protein of 180 amino acids. The record is from RefSeq and is a predicted model, not a curated record. Lineage: Eukaryota; Viridiplantae; Chlorophyta; Chlorophyceae; Sphaeropleales; Selenastraceae. The transcript has 4 exons.